AUGAUCUACGACUCGAGACUUUUCGCAAGGGUGGAUCACUUGGAGGAGUCAGGUGCAGCGCUUUGCUUGGGCCCCGCGCUGCUACCACAGCUCGCAAGUGCGGAACACUGGCCAUACUGGAAGAAGCUCAUGAGAUGCUUGCUGAGAGCAAAUGGCCUCACCAGAGUCGUUCUGGCUGCUCCUUGCGCGCCUGAAUCAACCAACCACUUGAAUGGCGGAAAAGACGUGGGUCAACUCGACCAGAUUGAGGACACGCUGGAUGCUAAAGCGUUGCUUCUCAUCCUCACUUCGGUUGAUCCGGAUGUCGCCAUUACCUUGCCAAAUUCGGCUCGCUCCGCGUGGAAUAUGCUCGUCAAGCGCUUCGAGUCUGCGGCUGUAGCCCGUAUCCGGAAUGAGCUGGAUGGAUAUCAAUGGAAGCACAACGACACACCGAACGCUUUUCUCGAUAGACUUGAACGUCUUCGUGCCGAAGCUGAUGAAGUAGGCAUUCGUCAUGGUGCCUCCUUCUACGAGGACAAGAUCGAGAGCGCUCGUCUGCCGAGCUUGCUGAAACACAAAGUGGCAGAGAUUCAAAUAGCUCGAAUGGGCCUGCCAGGUCGCAACUUCACGGACGAAGAGUCGCUGCAAAUUCUGCUGGACUCCUUUCGAUACGUCGCUGCGAACGAAUACCCCCGAAUGCAACGCGAAGAUCAGAAACGCAACCAAGGAUCACAUCGCGGAGGACAUCGCGGAGGACAUCGAGGAGGACAAAGGCGCGCAAUUGGACUUUGA
This is a messenger RNA of Ceraceosorus bombacis, 771 nucleotides long. NCBI's taxonomy places the organism in Eukaryota, Fungi, Basidiomycota, Exobasidiomycetes, Ceraceosorales, Ceraceosoraceae. The record is from the annotation of a GenBank genome assembly.